Aphanomyces astaci is the source of this 2541-nucleotide messenger RNA. RefSeq lists its product as hypothetical. The transcript is spliced from 11 exons. Gene Ontology annotation, biological process: DNA replication initiation. The record is from RefSeq and is a predicted model, not a curated record. Gene Ontology annotation, cellular component: nucleolus. The coding region runs from base 33 to 2498 and encodes 821 amino acids. NCBI's taxonomy places the organism in Eukaryota, Oomycota, Saprolegniomycetes, Saprolegniales, Verrucalvaceae. Gene Ontology annotation, molecular function: chromatin binding.
GGCUCUUCAACUUCACAUAUCCAACCUCGACCAUGGCCGGCGGCGGGAACAAAGCGAAAGGCGGCAAGUCGUCUAGCACGGCGGCAAAGGUGGCUAACAAGAAGCGCAAAGCUCCUCAAAGCAACCAGGGCAAUGUGCAUCAAAAGCGGGCCAAGGCAGCUGACAAGGCAGCGCCAGUGAAAAAGAAGUUCAGUGCCGCCAAGAAGGCCAAGAAGGCUGCGGCGGCACCCAAGGUCGAGGAAGACGAGGACGUAGAAAUCGACGACGAAGACGUAGAGUUCUUUGAGAGCCAUGGCCAGUUCUCGUCGUUCCUGUCCACCAUGGACCGCAAUGCCAUCAGCAAAUCCACGAAGAAGACAGCUUUAAACAAACCGGUCAAGCCGAAAACGCUCGAGCAAAUCGAAGCCGCUCCUCGCGCGGCGCCAGCCGAGGCCAAGUCGUCUAUCAUUGACAUUUCGACCAAGUUGCCUGUCAAGUCGUUCGAUGGCGCGCUGCAGCCGAACAAACUGAUGCAGGAAAUCGUCGAGGAAGUUCACGAAGAAGAAGUAGAAGGCGACGACGACGACGAAGACAGUGACGACGAAGGGUCCGACGUGGGCAGCGGAGACGAGAACGACCUGUCCGACUUGGAAGUGGAGGAAGUUCCCGACGACAUUCAACGCCCGUCCACGACCUCGUCGCAGGCCGAACCCGCGGCCAUCUCCCCCGACGAGCUCCGCGCCAUGCAAGCCCGCCGACUGCACUCAAAGAAAGAAGAGCUUGCGUUGUUGUGUGAGAGCAUCUUGGAGUCACCUGAAGAAGCCGUAAAGAAGACCAAGGACCACCCCGACCAGUUGAGCAAGUUCCAGCAACUCCACGCCAUGUGCGAAGACACGGACGUGACGCUGGUCAAGCUGGCGAUGCUGUCGGAGCUGUCUGUGUUGCUGGAUGUACUGCCCGACUACCGCAUCCGCCUCGGGUCGGAUGGCGACAGCAGUGGGCCGCAGAAGAAAAAGGUCAAAGAGAUGAAGGACUUUGAAACGAACCUACUCAAUCAGUACCAAAAGUACCUCAAGUACCUGUCGGCGACGGCCACGGCCAAAUUGAGUACCCUCAACCCAAACCAGUCGAGUCGCACGCAGACCCAGCACUUGGACUUUGGCGUGGCGGAAACCGCCGUCAAGUGCCUCGCCGAGCUGCUCAAAGUCAAAUAUGCAUUCAACUUCCACCUCAACCUCAUCAACGCCAUGGUCCCGUUUGCCGACAGUCCGUUCCCGACCAUUCAACGCCCUGCAUGUGACGCAUUUGAAGUUGUGUUCAAGGUCGACAAGUCUGGCCUUGCGCCAUUGGAAAUCGUCAAGGACAUGGCCAAUUAUGUCAAGAAGCGCCACCAUCGAGUCAGCGAACGCAUGAUCAAGACGUUGCUCGUGAUGCCAUUGGACACGACCAUGGAAGCGGGUGAGAUCGCCCGCCGCGUGGCCAAGUCGAGCCGAAAGAAGCGCCGGCGGCAGCAAAAAGACGGGGAUGGGAUCGCGACGGGGUUAAAAGAAGCCGAGGCCGUGGUGGACAAGUCCGAGCGUGACAAGACCCAGGGCGACAUUUUGCACGAGUUGGUGCUCAUCUACUUUCGCGUGCUCAAGAACUCGACGUACUCGCCCGCCAUGCCUGCCGUCUUGGAGGGCUUGACCAAGUUUGCAUACUUGAUCAACUUGGAGAUCAUGAUCGACCUUAUGAAAGUGCUCAAAGCGCUUUUGAAAGAAGACAUUCUGCCCCUCGCUGCGGCAUUGCAAGCUAUUUUGACUGGGAUCAAGACGCUGCAAGGUCCGGGCCAGGAGCUCAAAGUAGACGAAAAGGACUUUGUCGACCAUCUCUACAGACUCCUCCUUCGCUUUGCGCAAGGGGAGAACGUCGCGUGCUUCAACACGGCGCUGCACUGCGUCGAGGCGGUGUUCAUCAAGCGAAAGGAGAUCGUCGUGGACCGUGUGGCCGCCUUCAUCAAGCGCCUCCUGGUCGUGUCCAUGUACUUGUACCCACACCAGAUGCUAGCCGUGUCGGCUUUGAUUCGAAGUUUGUUUCAUCGGUACUCGAAAUUGCACCAGUUGCUCGAGAACGACCAAGAUCGCGUCGCGUCGGGCAUUUACCGAGCGGACGUGGACGACCCAGACUUUUGCAAUCCAUUUGCGUCGGCAUGCUGGGAACUGAGUUUUCUGGGCAAGCACUACCACCCCGUGGUCGCGUCGUUCUCGACGGGGACGGCCAACUUGGAGCCGUCGCUCCCCAACGAGCACCCCAAGGCGAUGCUGGAGCGGUACGACACGGUGACGUCGGGGGAGUUUGUCCCAAGGGUUUCCAUCCCCAAGGCCAACCCCCUGCACGCCAAGAUGCUCAAGCAAAAGAAGGCCAAGCCAGUGUUUGUCAGCCAGAGCUACGCGGCGCCGUCGCCCUUUUUAGAAGCGUGCUUGGCGCUCGACGAACCCCGUGACCACGACGUGAAUUGCUUCUUUGUGUCGGUCGAAUGAACAAUUUAUAUUGUACCUAAUAUCAACGCUUUAUUGAUCAUAA